Molecule: messenger RNA, 2779 nt
Organism: Cottoperca gobio
Lineage: Eukaryota; Metazoa; Chordata; Actinopteri; Perciformes; Bovichtidae
Gene: gjc2
Product: gap junction protein gamma 2
Exons: 3
Coding region: 336-1592 (418 amino acids)
Biological process (GO): cell-cell signaling
Cellular component (GO): connexin complex
Molecular function (GO): gap junction channel activity
Source: RefSeq, a predicted model, not a curated record
UGGUCUCCUGAGUGUUCUGCCUGUACUUGGUGGUGAGGGGUUUUGAAGCAAAAUGACCCAUUGUCUCUCCCAUCCUGCCUCUGAGCCUGAGCAGUGAAACGAUGCCUCUGGAUGCCCGCCCAGGAUGAGCUACCAUUAAGUACAGAAUAAGCUUCUGCUUUACCCUUCAUGGACAGUUAUCAAUAAGACGGAAAAGGUCAGGACAUUAGGAUGGAAGUGGUAUUCCAUGGAUCAGACUGUGCAGGGGAUAUCUAGAGAGGGCACAGGAGACCUUCAGGAUGGGAAAUGCAUGUACAACUUUUCCAGACUCUAGUUGAAAAGCUUGUUAGAGCAACAUGAGCUGGAGCUUUCUCACUCGUCUCCUGGAAGAGAUCCACCAUCACUCCACCUUUGUGGGGAAAGUGUGGCUGACGGUGCUCAUCAUCUUCCGCAUUGUGCUCACAGCGGUGGGAGGCGAGUCCAUCUACUCGGACGAGCAGACCAAGUUCACCUGCAACACCAAGCAGCCAGGAUGUGACAACGUAUGCUACGAUGCAUUUGCCCCUCUCUCGCAUGUCCGCUUCUGGGUCUUCCAGAUCAUUAUGAUCUCCACUCCUUCUAUCAUGUAUGUGGGUUACGCCAUCCACAAAAUAGCCCGAAUUACAGAGGAGGAUCGCAGGAAGCACCACAGGCUCCGCAAAAAGCCUCCUCCUCACUCCAGAUGGAGAGAAAGCCACCAUCUGGAGGAUGUCUUAGAGGAGGAUGAAGAUGACGAUGCUGAGCCCAUGAUCUACGACGAUACACUGGAGGUGCGAGGGGCCAAGCCUGAACCAGUGAGCAGCACUAGCAAAGACCCACCAAAACAUGAUGGCCGCCGAAGAAUUAUGCAAGAAGGCCUGAUGAGAAUCUAUGUUCUUCAGCUCAUGUCACGAGCUAUUUUUGAAAUCGCUUUCCUCGCAGGACAGUAUCUCCUGUACGGGUUUCGAGUUAAUCCUUCAUAUCUAUGCAACAGGGUGCCCUGUCCACAUAGAGUGGACUGUUUCAUCUCUAGGCCCACAGAGAAAACUAUCUUCCUCCUCAUCAUGUAUGUGGUAAGCUGUCUUUGUCUAGUGCUAAAUGUGUGUGAGAUGCUUCACUUGGGAAUUGGCACUUUUCGGGACACCCUUCGCAUGAAGAGGAACCGGGGCCGACGGAUGUCCUACGGCUACCCGUUUUCUCGGAACAUCCCAGCCUCCCCUCCGGGGUACAACCUUGUGAUGAAGACAGACAAACCUAGCAGGAUCCCAAACAGCCUCAUCACCCACGAGCAGAACAUGGCCAACGUGGCCCAGGAACAGCAGUGCAUCAGCCCAGAUGAGAACAUCCCUUCUGAUUUGGCGAGCCUACACCGGCAUCUACGUGUGGCCCAGGAACAGCUGGAUAUGGCCUUUCAAACAUAUCAAACCAAAAACAUCCAGCAAACCUCCAGAACCAGCAGUCCUGUAUCCGGGGGCACUAUGGCGGAGCAAAAUCGAGUCAAUACAGUCCAGGAGAAACAAGGAGCGAGGCCAAAAUUAGCCACAGAGAAGGCAGCAACUAUUGUAAAAAAUGGAAAGACGUCUGUCUGGAUCUAGAGAUAAAUUAAAUGUAGUAAUUUAACAGUAAAAACUUUUAGGACUCCAGGACUGCACUGUGACACCGCUGGAGGAUGUGCAUGUGUGUGUGUGUGUGUGUGUGUGUGUGUGUGUGUGUGUGUGUGUGUGUGUGUGUGUGUGUGUGUGUGUGUGUAUGUGUGUGUGUGUGUGUGUGUGUGUGUGUGUGUGUGUGUGUGUGUGUGAGAGAGAGAUGCGACUUCGGACAAUAACAAUUUUGAAUUUCAAUCACUCCAGCUGAAGGAGUACAGUAAACAGUUUUGGGGAAUUUAAAAGAAAACACACAUUAUCAAAUCCGGCAUCACAAAUCUUCCUUUUUACUGUAGUGUGUCAUUUUGUGCUUGCCAUAGCUUCUGGACAUGAUUAACAUGUGCUUACUUAGCUAAACAUCUCUAAUUUCAGCUAAAAUGUCAAAGUAUAAACAGACUGCUUCGGGCUAUUUAUCUGAUCUACCCUUGACUGCCGCUGAACUGGAUUAAUCUGAAGAAAUCUAACUUUGUAAGUGUGUGGUUGUACCCUACAUCUAAAUUGGAAAACACAGUGAAAAACACUGUAAAAAUGCACAAUGACUCAUUUCUGAAGAAUAAUGAUUAUUAUGCAUGUUUAUCAUUGGGAGAAGUAUUUUUGGAUGUAGUAUGGAUGAGUGUUGUUGGGAGCAGAUUAAAUGUGAAAUAUUUUGAUAAAGAUAAUGAAACCGGGCUGUGUCACUGUAGGCUCUUCUGGUAGACAUCUGCUCAGUGUGAUGAUCUUCAGUCAUUGUGUGCAAAGCCUUUAUCUAUUCUGCGUUUUCCAAAGCCGUGCAGUGUCACGUUUGAAGGGGAAAAGGUAAGUGAAAAGAAAAUCGGAUUCUUUUCUAAACUAAAUAUUGAUUUUCUGCAAUCUGAAGCAGAUGAUGCAUGCUUUACAACUGGGAACAUACACAUAGGCUACAGUAGAAAUCCCAUCCUUAGCUAUUAAAUUAGCUCUACAUUUAUCUUAUGUUUAGGCAUGCUAGGUCUUGAAGAUGACCGUUUAAGUUUUUCUGUCAUUGAAGCAGUAUGUUUCUAAAAUUGGUUUCUGAGUAAUAUUUAAUCCUGCCUUCACUGUUGUCGAAACUUCAAAAGUGCCUCGAACUUUUAAAGACUGUUCUCCUAUUUUAUUCAUGAAGAAAUAAACUUAUUUGAAACCUC